Messenger RNA from Brenthis ino (lesser marbled fritillary), 369 nucleotides. NCBI's taxonomy places the organism in Eukaryota, Metazoa, Arthropoda, Insecta, Lepidoptera, Nymphalidae. The record is from the annotation of a GenBank genome assembly.
AUGGCUGAAUCUCAAAAUAGUGAUAUGUGUAGUGUGUUCGAGGAGAAUGUGGAGACUAACAUAGAAAAUUUAACGGAAUUGGAAGCGGGUAGCUGUAGUAAUCGAGCGGAUAAAAGAAGUCGUGACAUAGAUACAGAAGAGGUAUGGGCGGAGGUUGGGAGACGAGGAAAAGUUAUGGCGCGGAGUAACAAUAAUAAUGAUACUACCCCCAUCCCAGAAGAACAAAUUGAAAUAAGCAUGGUGUCUAGAAAAGAAAAAUUACCUAAGCAAAUAGGGUUGGCCCGUCUACUUAAGAACGAAAACAUUAAAAAUAUAACGAGAAUAAAAUAUGUAAACGCCUACAAAGUUUUUGAUAAAAUUCAACAAUUU